Bradysia coprophila is the source of this 1066-nucleotide messenger RNA. RefSeq lists its product as uncharacterized. The record is from RefSeq and is a predicted model, not a curated record. Lineage: Eukaryota; Metazoa; Arthropoda; Insecta; Diptera; Sciaridae. Gene Ontology annotation, molecular function: Hsp90 protein binding.
AAAAACAAAACUUUGACAUUUUGUGACGUUUAAAUACCGCAAACCGAAAAUUAAAUCAAAUUAAAAAUUUUCCCAAUUUCUUGUUGACAAGAAAUUUAUGUUUUGAUUCGUUCCGGAGUGGCUAUCAUUCCGUUUAUGUGAACUGUGAAUCGUAACGAUGGAAUCCGAAAACCAACAACAAAGUCAACCAGAGACUCCGGACGAACUGAAGGAAAAAGGAAAUCAGGCGGUGCGCCAGGAACGUUACAGUGAAGCGGUGCUACACUACUCGUUCGCCAUCAAAUUGAGUCCGAACGAUCCGAUUCUGUACAGUAAUCGGUCAUUUGCAUUCCUAAAAUUGAAGCAACUUUACUAUGCCAACGAGGACGCAGAAAGGGCUAUCCAGUUGAAACCGGAUUGGGCUAAGGCACAUUUCCGGAAGGCUGAAGUGCAUCUGGCUGCUGCACAGUAUGAUGUGUCGUUAUUAUCGUACGGCCGGGCCUUACAAUUGCAACCAAACGAAAGCAUAUUGAAUGCAGCCAAACAUUGUGCCUCUCUAAGCACGAAACAGGCAUAUUACGAAAGUCGUGUACCCUGGGCUGGGGCUGGAAUCGGAAUCGUACUUGGUGUGAUAAUUGUAGUGUCUGAUCAAUUGACCAAAUCUCCCGCACUUAAACAUCCAAUUUUAAUGCUUCUGUUGAUAAUGGCCCUGGCUGGUGUUUGUUACGGCAUAGCUAGACUAUUUCGAUACUAUUCGAAGCUACAGAAUCGCGGUCUGCUCGAUCCGCCGAUAGAUAUUCUAGAAUCAUUUAAGAAGACGUCUGAAGACAUUGAAGGAAAUAAUGUCGAUUCGACACCGAUACGAAACAGAUACUCAAAAGCGCAAGCAAGGCAACGAUUUCGCAAGGGGUUGUCUAAGUAAAUUUAUUGCUAAAAAGGCGACAAUUUAUCAUAGAUUGAUAAUGAUGCGCCACUUCCAUCUGAACAUUUUAAUGGAAGUUGUUUAUUCCGUAUAAUCGUAGGUGGAGAAAUGAAUGUGUGUGUAGCUUUUGCUAAAGGGAAAUAAAAAAUAAAUCUGAAACGAAAA